AUGGCGCCGCGGACCGAGGCGUUCAAGAAGUUGCAGCAACGUCUGCGACGAUCGUUGAAGUAUGGAGACCUGAGAAUCGAUUGCCUAACUGCCCCACUUUCACGUAAGUUGUAUAGUUGACGUAGCUAUGCGAUUUGGCUAGUUUAAAUUUGUACUUUUAUGUUUUUAUCGAUUUUUUGAUCAAUAUCGUAUAAUUAAAACAAUAUUAUUAAAGCACAUAAUGUGCAAAAAGUAUGAGCCAUUGGCUAAUAAUGACUCCGUUACGUUUUAGAGAUGGUUAUUGAAUACUUUGAUCACCAUUCCCAUUACGACUAUUUGGACACUGAUUUUGCCACUUCUUCAAUGUAAGUUAUAAAGCCCAUGUUGUUUAUAUGUUUAGUGGUGGAUUUGUGGACCCUUGUACCCUCGUUGCCGCCAUGAUAUACAUUGAACGAUUGAGAGUAAGAAAGCCCAAGAGUUUUAUGGCCCGAAACCCGAAUGAAUUGUAUUUGGCAGCUCUUAUUAUUGCUAACAAGUUCAUGUUCGAUGGGAAUACCUAUGAUUAUGUUUGGUUGGAUGAUUGGGUUGAGGAGGCCAAGGUCGACAAGAGCACUAUUAACCAGUUGGAGCUGAGAAUGUUGUACGAUUUGGUAAGGGGUUUUAAGAUUUUUAUGAUAAAUUCAAAUCUAUUUUAUAAGUUUUGUUUUAAUCGGCUUAAUUUUAGUCUAUUUGACAUUGUUUUUGAGAAAAUGUUGUUAAAAAAUUAAGAGUUAGUGUUUAAAAAGAAGCACAAUAUCGACACUUUACAAAGGGUAAUGUAUUGUUUAGGAAUGGGACUUGAUGAUCUCUGGAGAUGAGUACGAGCACACCUUACACUCGAUGGAACGUUAUGUUGCCACGAGAUCCCUCAAACAAUCGGGUAUAUUGUCAUAUGGAGAUGCACACGUACUAUUAAAAGACAUGAAACCAUUAAUGGAUCAGAUUUCAAGAUUUUUAACCAUGUGUGCAUCCUUAACCUCAGCUUAUCUCUUGGUAUUGGCACUUUCCGUUGGAACCUAUCUUACAGCCCAAAAAUCGGUCAGUAAUGCCAAUGUUAACACCACCACAAGCUUGUUAAAUAUGGAAACCAGUGUUUGUGGAAUCCAAAAUGUUCAAGAUGCCUAUCUCGAUUCCUCGAUUGAUGGUCUUGUUAUCACUCCCUCAGCUCCGACAGACAUGAUUUUCGAUUCAGAAGGCAAUAUUCACCGUGCAGACAGUAUUCUACCGGUCGACUUUUCGUUUCUGCCUUCGAAACAACAAAGCCUUCUGGAGAUCGAAGCGUUGGUGGGAAUUCUGCAACAAAACAGAACGUACGAUACGUACACGGAGUCAUGUCAGCGGCACAACUUUUUCCGAAAACACAACAACCAGCAGCUAAUUCUGGCGUCUUGA
Molecule: messenger RNA, 1410 nt
Organism: Bursaphelenchus okinawaensis
Lineage: Eukaryota; Metazoa; Nematoda; Chromadorea; Rhabditida; Aphelenchoididae
Source: the annotation of a GenBank genome assembly